GAAGUUGGGUUCUAAUUCAAUGAAAAACUUCUCUGCUCAAGGUACAUUUUGUUUCAAUAAUUUAUUUGUGGAGUUUAUGUGAUGAAGUGAAUGAAUUAGAAGACAAUUAUAAGAUCUCGAAGAAAAUAUUAAUUUUUAACGAUAAUAAGAGACUUUAAAUAAAAUGAAAAACUGGUUAUGAAUCAUUGGUAGGAAUUGAAAUUAAUUAACAAAAGCUUUUCAUUAUGUAUAUUGUUGAAGGAUUUUCGAGAUCAAAGGAGUUGGAGGUCUUAGACCUUUCCCAUAAUGAGCUAAACUGCAAUAUCAUAACAAGUUUGUAUGGUUUCAUAUCAUUAAGGAGUUUGAUUUUGAGAGAUAACAAGUUCAAUUGUUCUCUCUCCACUUUAGAUUUUGCCAAAUUUAGUCGGCUAGAACUAUUGGACUUGGGUGGUAAUCAAUUUACUGGUUCUCUACAUGUUGAAGAUGUUCAACAUUUGAAAAAUUUGAAAAUGUUAAGUUUAAACGAUAAUCAAAUGAACGGCUCAAUUGAAGGACUAUGCAAUUUUAAGGAUUUGGUAGAACUGGAUAUCAGCAAAAACAUGUUUAGUGCUAAACUUCCAGAUUGUUUAAGCAACUUAACAAACCUCAGAGUUCUUGAACUUAGUAAUAAUCUGUUCAGUGGAAAUUUUCCAUCUUUCAUUAGCAAUCUCACAUCACUGGCAUACUUAUCCUUCUAUGGAAAUUACAUGCAAGGAUCAUUUUCAUUGAGCACUUUGGCUAAUCAUUCCAAUCUUGAGGUUCUAUAUAUUUCAUCAAAAAACAAUAUUGGAGUAGACAUUGAAACUGAAAAAACAAAGUGGUUUCCUAAAUUUCAAUUGAAGUCACUUAUUGUUAGAAAUUGCAACCUAAACAAGGACGAAGGAAGUGUCAUUCCUACUUUUCUUUCAUAUCAAUAUAAUUUGGUAUACUUGGUCCUCUCCAGCAACAAUAUAAAUGGCUCACUCCCAAGUAAUUGGUUGAUACAUAAUGAUGACAUGAUAUAUUUGGAUAUAUCAAACAACAAUUUGAGUGGUUUGCUUCCAAAAGAUAUCGGUAUAUUCCUUCCUAAUGUUACCUAUUUGAACUUUUCAUGGAAUAGCUUUGAAGGAAAUAUACCUUCAUCAAUUGGUAAGAUGAAACAACUUCAACUCUUGGACUUCUCUCAAAAUCAUUUCUCAGGUGAGUUACCUAAACAACUGGCCACAGGUUGUGAUAAUUUACAAUACUUGAAGCUCUCCAACAACUUUCUACAUGGGAACAUUCCAAGAUUUUGUAAUUCAGUGAAUAUGUUUGGGUUAUUUCUUAAUAAUAACAACUUUAGUGGAACACUUGAAGAUGUAUUAGGAAAUAAUACAAGAUUAGAAACGCUGUCCAUAUCCAAUAAUUCAUUCUCAGGCACAAUUCCUAGUUCAAUUGGGAUGUUUUCUAACAUGUGGGCCCUUCUUAUGUCUAAAAAUCAAUUAGAAGGUGAGAUCCCUAUUGAGAUUUCCAGCAUAUGGCGGCUUCAAAUUUUAGAUCUUUCUCAAAACAAGUUAAAUGGAUCAAUCCCACCUUUAAGUGGUUUGACUCUUCUAAGGUUCUUGUAUUUGCAAGAGAAUGGUCUCUCUGGAUCAAUCCCAUAUGAACUCUAUGAAGGCUUCCAACUACAACUUCUAGAUUUGAGGGAGAACAAAUUUUCAGGAAAAAUUCCCAACUGGAUGGAUAAGUUCUCAGAAUUAAGGGUCCUUUUAUUAGGAGGGAACAAUUUUGAAGGAGAAAUUCCAAUGCAGUUGUGUCGGUUAAAAAAGAUCAACAUAAUGGACUUAUCACGAAACAUGCUCAAUGCUUCCAUACCAUCUUGCUUUCGAAAUAUGUUAUUUGGAAUGAGACAAUAUGUUGAUGCUGUUUUUGACCUCUCAUCCAUCUUAUAUGGCCAACAUAUACAAGACACACAUUAUUUCUUCGAUUCUAGUUUGUCGAUUGAUCUUCCAUUGGAAAAAGAUCAAUUGAUUGAAGAUCUACUACAUUUGGAAGUGGAGUUCAGAACAAAGCACUAUGAAUACUUUUACAAGGGUAAAGUUCUAGAGAAUAUGACUGGAUUGGAUUUAUCAUGCAAUAAGCUAACAGGUGUCAUCCCUUCUCAAAUUGGAGACCUACAACAAAUUAGAGCCUUGAAUCUAUCACAUAAUCACUUGUCAGGUCCCAUUCCAAUCACUUUUUCAAAUCUUACCCAAAUAGAGAGUCUUGACUUAUCAUACAAUGACUUGAGUGGUAAGAUACCCAAUGAACUAACCCAGCUAAACUUUUUGUCAACCUUCAAUGUGUCAUACAACAACCUUUCUGGAACACCACCUAGUAUAGGCCAGUUUGCAAACUUUGAUGAGGAUAACUACAGAGGUAAUCCCAGUCUUUGUGGACCACUCCUCAGUCGAAAGUGUGAACGUGUCGAGCCUCCACCAUCAUCCCAAUCCAAUGACAAUGAAGAAGAGGAAACUGGUGUGGACAUGAUAACAUUUUAUUGGAGUUUCACAGCAUCUUACAUAACAAUACUAUUGGCCUUCAUAACAGUGUUGUGCAUCAAUCCACGUUGGCGCAUGGCCUGGUUUUAUUACAUCAGUAAGUUUAUGCGUAGAUUCUUUCCAACUUUUCCAUUGUAUUGAAGAGUGGCCAUAGUUCCUGUUGAAACAUUAUGUGGAGUCUCAAAUAUUUGCAUAUUGUAAUUUUUAUAUUUACCUUUAAUUUCAGACAAUUUGAUGUUCGUUUC
Medicago truncatula (barrel medic) is the source of this 2761-nucleotide messenger RNA. Its product is annotated as receptor-like protein 15. Lineage: Eukaryota; Viridiplantae; Streptophyta; Magnoliopsida; Fabales; Fabaceae. Gene Ontology annotation, molecular function: protein binding. The coding region runs from base 225 to 2657 and encodes 810 amino acids. The transcript has 4 exons. The record is from RefSeq and is a predicted model, not a curated record.